Saprolegnia diclina VS20 is the source of this 3088-nucleotide messenger RNA. RefSeq lists its product as hypothetical. Lineage: Eukaryota; Oomycota; Saprolegniomycetes; Saprolegniales; Saprolegniaceae. The record is from RefSeq and is a predicted model, not a curated record. The transcript has 15 exons. Bases 45 to 3017 code for a protein of 990 amino acids.
ACGGCCGAGUGGCGCAGAAAAGCCAGAGCCGGAAGACCAGCAGCAUGAAUGGGAACCCGGUCUCGCUGCAGUGGAAGUACCCGCCGGACCUCAUCUUCAACGAAGAGAGCCUGCUCGACAUCAUCCUCACGCUGCGCAUGAAGAUUGAGAUCCUCGAGAAGAACGAGAUGGGCAACGGCGAAAUUCCCGCGUGGCUCAGCGACGCCAUGCAAAACAUCGCCAACAACUCCGAGGCAAUGGUCGAGUGCCAGAACCUCAAGGACCAGUUCAAGUACAUCAAGCAAGGCAUCGACGGGAUCCAGAAGGACAUUGUGAUCCUGCGGCGGGAUGUCGCCGCCAAGACCGUCGCCAAGUCACGCCGCUCGAGCAAGGCCGAGGACGACGAACUUGCGGGCGCAGCAGCGACGUCCAAGCCCGCGCUUGAUGCAAGCAUGCGCCGCCGGCCGAGCAUACUGCAAGACCGAGCGCCACCGCGCCGCGAGGCCCUCGUCGCCCCCGACGUCGCCGCGAUCCAGGAAGACACGUCACCAGCAUCGUCCACGCCGACGGCGGACAAUGCUAUCCAUGGCAUCGCAUCGCUUUCGUCGUCGUCGCCGCCGGUGGCCGCGAGUGCCUACUCGCAAGAUACGAUGGACGCGAUUCUCGAGCCAAUCAUCGUGAGCUUGGAGCAGCUGCGGGCGGAGGGCGCGAUCGUGCGCGAGAACUCGCAAGAGGCCAAGAGCAGCGUGAUGCGGCUCCAAGCCGAGAUGAAGCGCCGUGACGCGCUCAUCCAAGCGCGCAACUCCAAGCACGAAGGCAACGUCAAGAUCCUCAUGGACAAGCUCACGCACGACCUCCGCGCGUGCGUGACGCAGAAUGAACUCAUUGGGUUUGAGCAAAAGUCGCUCAUCUUGCUCAAACAAGAGAGCCACAAGCUCUCAGACGAGUUUAGCGGCCUCUUUAGCCGGACGCAAGAAGAAAUCCACAUGGUGCGCAGCAUGCAAGAAGACAUCAACUCGAGCCAAGCCGAGUCCCUCCAGAAGACCCAAAACCGCGUCGAAAUCAUGUGCGACAAGAUCGAAGAGAUCCUCAAGACGCAGGACAAAUUUGCAAAGAUGCUCGACGAGCUCCGGCGCAACUCGCAGGCCGAGCACCAGCACAUUCAAACCAUCAUUACGCAGCAAGGCGUCAUGAAGGAGAAGCUCCAAGCGCUCGGGGACAAGCAGGGCAAAGCCGAACAGUUCACGUCCGACCUCGCCCAAGCGUUUGAAGACGCAGCUCAAAACAAGCAAAAGUCCGAGGACCAGAUCAAAGAAAUCAUUGAACAGCGCGCCGAGGCCUUGCACAACGAGAUCAAGCGGCUUGACGACAUCUUUGUCGCGUGCUCGGUCGAGACGCUCUCGGUGGACGUCAAGCGACACGCCGACCGCAUCGAUGUCGUCGAACACGCGGCCAUGGACAACAAGAAGAAGAUUUCCGACCUCACGCAGCACGUGAGCGACACGGAGAUCAUCUACAAUACGAAUUUCACCACGAUUUACGAAGGCAUUGAGCGCGUGACCCGCGAAGCCGCCGAAAAUUUGAAGAAGGACGCGACGCGGCUCGGCGCCAAGAUCAAGGAAGGCCAAGACGCCCACGCGAGCUUGAUCAAGACGGUCGUUGACAACAAGAUGGACACGGAGAAGAACUUUGCCGCGAUGCGCACCAAGGUCGAGAACCACCAGUUGGAGACCGAGGGCAUGAAAGUGCACACGGAGGCUGCGCUCUCGGCCAUCAAGGAGAAGCUCUCGUACCUCGAGCAAGGCAAUCUUUCGUUUCGCACCGAGUACGACGCGGCGCAGACCGACAUCCAGCAGACCUUUGCGCAAAUCGCGACCGAGGCGAGCAGCACCCAAGUGAUUCUCGACUCGAUGCACACGACGUUCGAGACCUUUGCGGGCAAGCAAGACUACUUUAACGAGCAGAUCAACGCCAUGCAAGUCGAGUACCGGACCGAGAUUGGCGCGACGGCCGCGCGCUUGAACGACGCAGUCAUCAAGGAGGGCGAGCGCACCGAAGCCUUGUAUGCAGCGUUCAACGAGAAGCAAACCAAGUUUGCUGAGAUGGUCGCCAAGGCCAGCACGCGCAACAUGACGAUCGCGACGCUCAACAAGGAGCUCGACGCGCUCUGUGACGCGUUCGUCGCCGAGUGCUGGAAGUUUGAGAUCUCCGCGCGCCAAGAAGGCAAGGUGGCCGCAACCUCGAGCCGCGCCGACAACAACGGCACCAAUCGCAAGCAGUUUUCCGAACGGCAGCAGAACUUCCUCGUCAAGAACGCGCAGUUCUUUGCCGACCUCGUGUGCGCCAAGGCCGAGUACGAAGUGCUCAAAGUUGCAAGCAACAAAGAGAUCCGCGGCCAAGCCGAACUCGAUGCCAAGAUGGUCCGGCUCCAGCUCGACAUUGUCGAGAAGCUCAAUACGCGCAUGCUGGCCAAAGUGUCCAACAACAAGAACACGGGCGAGCAGUUUGAUAAAGGCUCGAUCGACCGCCGUGAAGUCUUUAUGCAGACGCUGGCCAAUAUGCUGGAUGGCGCCAUCAGCCGACGGACGCUCAGCGGCGGUGGCGUCGCCCCCGAAGACGGCCAUCAGCCCCAGGGCGACGGUCAUUUUCUCGAGACCAUUCGGCUCCAAGGCCAAGUGCGACCGUCGUCGACGGCGGGCGGGCGACCCACGACCGCGCUCGAGAGUCCGAGUACGCACAGCAAGCGGCGUGACACGGGCGCGUCGACGGGCUUUGGUGUCCGCGCCGAGAGCCCGGUCCUCGACGCCGACGCGCGGCGCAUCAUUCAAUCGCCGCAUUCCAACGCGCCAUACGUCUACCGCGGUGGCUUCCGCAUCCCGAACCGCCACUCGACCAUCAACAUCAUGUCGGACGCCUUCCGGGACAUGCACCACGACGAGGGCGCCGCGAUUGACGACUUUGUCACGGAAGACGCGGGGGUCCACGGACAGACCGAGACGCCGCUCGCGUCCUCGUCCGUGUCCUUGCCAGCUCUGUAGAGGUUGCACCAGAUGGCGUCGCAUCGUCGUGUUGCCGAGUUAGAUAACGCAGCUCAUAGUGUCCUUCUUGC